AUAUGGCCUCUAACCCGAUCCAGAGUCGGACUCAAAAUCACGUUUCUUACACUGUCUUCACUCCUCUCGGCUUCUACGAACGAGGAAACGUACACUCGACGCGCGCUCCAGUCUACACCAUUACCAGAUUCAACAGCCAGCUUCCCGCAUCUCCUCGAUCCACCUCCUCCGCCGCCGCCGUAUCCGAUCUCUCCGGCCACUGUUCGAUCGGGAACCCGAGCACUUCGAGGACUCCAGUUGGUGCCAUCGCCUGCUGUCGGCGCAGGGUGCGGAAUCUGUGAGGAACCGACAGGCAUGCAGGUCCUGUGAGCUGGAACCACUCGUCCCCUCCCUCCGGGGCGCGCGUGAUGAUCGAAGAUGAUGUGCAGGUCGAAGAUGAAAUGGCUCGCGCUGUUAGUGCUCAUCAUGUCCGUCGCGUUCCUCCUGGUGCACCUCUCCAUCGCCAAAUCGAGUGUCGGUUUGGUGCAGUACAGCGCCAGGGCGGGCUUAAGCGACGAAUUCGCCGGCAUGCCGGGGACGCGAAUUCCCAGGAAUAAGAGGCUGUGGGGACCCGUGAAGCCUUUGGAGUCUUUGCAGCCUUAUGCCAAUCCUCGAGGAAGUUUUCCCGUCCCUAAUGAACGAUAUGGUCAUUUCAUAUAUGCAAAGGUUUUUGGUGGGUUUGAGAAGAUACGGCCAUCAAUCUGUGAUCUUGUCGCCAUAUCUAGGCUUCUAAAUGCUACACUUGUCAUUCCAGAAAUCCAACAAUCUACUCGUUCAAAAGGCAUAAGUGACAAGUUCAAGAGUUUUUCGUAUCUCUACAAUGAGGAGCAGUUCAUAAAUUAUCUGAAGAAUGAUGUCACUGUUGUCAAGAGCUUGCCAGCACAUUUGAGGGCAGCUAGAAGAAGGAAUGAGUUUCCUACUUUUAAGCCGACAAGUUCUGCUUCUCCUAAUUAUUACAUUAAGGAAGUCUUACCCAAGCUAAAGAAUGCUAAGGUUAUUGGGCUGGUCCUUGCUGAUGGAGGAGGCCUGCAGUCAAUCCUUCCAAGAAACAUGGAUGAGCUCCAGAGGCUGAGAUGCAGAGUGGCCUUCCAUGCACUCCAAUUUCGCCCAGAGAUUCAGGCUCUUGGGCGGAGAAUGGUUGAGAGGUUACGAGCAUGGGGUCGACCUUACCUUGCUUUUCAUCCAGGCUUAGUCAGAGAAACCUUAGCAUAUCAUGGUUGUGCAGAACUUUUUCAGGAUGUCCAUACCGAGCUCAUCCAAUAUCGGAGGGCACAGAUGAUCAAGAAAGGGAUUAUCAAUGAAGAAUUGGGCAUAGACUCACGUGUACAGAAAAGAAAAGGGUUAUGUCCACUUAUGCCGGAAGAGGUUGGCAUCAUCCUACGAGGAAUGGGCUAUCCACCUAAGACCAUUAUUUACCUUGCUGGUUCUGAAAUUUUCGGUGGACAACGCAUUUUAAUCCCCCUUCGUGCCAUGUUCCCCAAUCUGGUGGACCGCACUUCUUUAUGCAGCACAGAAGAAUUAGCUGAAUUGAUUGGACUGGAAAGCCCUCUUGCUGAGGAUGCAUUUCAAUUUCCUCCACGUAAAAGUGAGAAAGAGCUGAAGGAAGAAUGGCAGAAGGCUGGUCCGCGGCCAAGGCCUCUUCCUCCUCCUCCAGAUAGACCAAUCUAUCAACAUGAGAAAGAAGGCUGGUAUGGUUGGAUUGGUGAAAGAGACAGAGAGCCAGAUCCUUCACCUUUCAACCUGAGGAUGGAAGCACAUAGGCUACUGUGGGAUGCCCUCGACUUCAUCGUCUCCGUGGAAGCAGAUGCAUUUUUCCCUGGCUUCCACAAUGAUGGCAGCGGAUGGCCAGAUUUCUCAAGCUUGGUUAUGGGUCAGAGGCUUUAUGAAAGUGCAUCUUCCAGAACUUAUCGUCCCGACAGGAAAGCUCUCGUGGAAUAUCUUAACAGCACAUAUGAUAGCAUGUAUGUUUUGAGGCGUAACUGGACACAUCUGGUACAAGAGCAUCUCAACAAGAGCUUGGAAAUUGAAGGUCUUGUGCGGCAAUCCCAAUUUUCAAAACCGACCUCCUUCCUUUCACACCCACUUCCUGAAUGCUCCUGUAGAAUCGGCCGUCCUGAGGCCAUGGAUCUCGUCAAAGGCAAGGAUGGGCAUGUUCAUUUUGGCGGAGAAGAUGUCUGUCCCACGUGGAUGGUGCAUGGUCAGGACGUUGUUCUCGACUCGAAAGUGACUAAGGAUGAAAACGAUGAUGAAAGUGGAUGGGAGGAAUAUGAGAGUAAUCUAGCUGAACAGGCUGAAUUCGGUAAAAACAGCAGGAAUACCAAUUUUACCCUCCCCUUUGAUCAGGAUGAGGAAAUGGAUCCGAAUGACUAGAACCACUGCAAAUCAAGAGGCAGCACCUGCAUUCGGUUUCUCUGCAUUUUUUCACUGGAGAUCUUUCAGAUAGAGAUUAACACAGUAUUCAGGUUUCUCUCAUUUUUAUUUUAUUUUCUUCUGCCUAGCAUACACGAGGAACAAGUGCUAUAGUCAAAUUUUCGGGUGUAGAUUCAUGGUAAAGUACUAACCGCACAAACAGAUCAUAUUUGUUUUGGGCAACACUAACUUUCAGUCCUCAGCUGUGGGGCAUGCACCAGUGCAAUACGAGGCGGGAACUGCACGAAGCAGUUGGAUGGGGCUGCACUAAGUCCGGCAAUGGCUGUGAAAGGAUCUCCAACAGGUUUAUAGUUUUUUCAUUAUUUAUCGGAUAGGAAGGGGAAACUCUGUUAUGGAUAGGAAGACACAGAUUUUUUGUUCUUUUGAGUUAUUUCACAUGUACCGAACCUGAUGGCUUUAUUCGACUCGUCACCUAAAUAUAGCAUUUCAUUCAUUUUGGCUUAA
Molecule: messenger RNA, 2853 nt
Organism: Punica granatum (pomegranate)
Lineage: Eukaryota; Viridiplantae; Streptophyta; Magnoliopsida; Myrtales; Lythraceae
Source: RefSeq, a predicted model, not a curated record